AUGGCGGAAAAGGGGAGUGGGAAUAUGACAAUUAACAGCUCUGGUGAUGCAGUUCCUGGACGAACAGAGCAGAUAUUAUGUCAGCCGUGUUCAAGUGAGGAUAAACAAACAGUAGCUGAUGUGUUUUGUUCAACAUGUGACGAAUUUCAGUGUACAAAAUGUUCAAAAGUACAUAACACUCACGCGUUUUUGAGAAACCACAAGCUAGUGAAUGCAAAAAAAGUGAAAACGAAACCAGUCCACUUUGAUAUGAAGGGACUAGACCAAUGUGAUGAGCAUCAAGAAGUUUUGAAAUUCUUCUGUGAGGAUGAGAAUCAGCUUUGCUGCAGUACAUGUGCUAUUGUGGAUCACCGGAAAUGCCACAGUGUCGUAGAAAUACAAAAGAUUACCGGAAGGUCUGCAUCAACAAGUUCCCAAUUAAUGGUCAAGUUACAGGAAAUAAAAGUGAAAGCUGAAAAGGUCAUAAAAAAUACAAAGUCAACAAUAGAACAGCUGGAUCAAGAUGUUAAAGAGGUAUCUUUAACAAUUAGACGAAUGCGGGAUAAUGUUAUGAAAAUGUUUGACGAUUUGGAAGUUUCCGUUGCUAAGGACGCUAAAUCAUUUAAGACAGAAACAGUAGAUAAACUGACAAGGAAACAAUCAGACAAUGAGAAACAUGUUGCUGAGGCAACGAAAUCUCUGGAAACAACUGAUAACGUCCAUCAGAACGGAACGUCAUCACAACAGUUUAUACUGGAACAGAGAAUGAGAAAACAGGUGGAUGAACUUAGCUGCAACGUUGACAAGGAAUAUCAAAGGUUAGAGACCGUGACCGUUUCGUUUGAUUUUGAUGAAACAUUGAAAUUGCCCCCACUUUCGAUUGCUGAUUACGUUCCUGGACAACUGACAUUAAAAUACUCCGUACCAGAAGCUGUGAAACCUUUAAUACCUUUAGAUCCAAUUGUUAAAUUAACGAUGAUUACUUCCAUUGAUCUGAAGCAGACUGGAGAUGAUGUCGGGGAACCGUUAUACACAGGACUGGAUUUCCUGCCGGAUGGUAGACUGAUUGCCGUAGAUAAUCAAAACGAGAUAUGUUUGAUUUAUAAUGAGAAACUUGAGAAAGUAGGAUCAUAUCAGUUAUCGUAUAAUCCACUGAGUGUAGUUGUUGUAUCUGAGGAGGAAGUGGCGAUAACAAGUGGUGCUGAAUUCCAGAUAGACUUUCUACGUGUCAGUAAAUCUAACGAGAUAACUUUGAUCAGGACAUGUAAAGUAACGACACAGUAUGACUCUAUAUGUAUGAAAGAUCAGAGACACUUUGUUGUUGGAACUAUUGAUGAUACAAGACCAGUUCGUAUUGUAUCUCUGUCUGGAGAAGAGAAAGAUUUCAGUAUCAACUUCCCAAACAAGAAAUAUCCUAUAGACACUAGUGUUUGUACAUAUAUUAGAUACAGUGAUAAAGUGGUUCUCACCGAUAGGAACGAGCAUACUGUCUACAUAUAUGACAUCAAGAGCAACACCAGAGUUGUUGUCAAGGACGACCAGAUCAAGAACCCAUGUGGAGUAGCAGUAGGUCCAUCUGACUGUCUUCUGGUUUGCAGUAAGGGAACAAACUCCAUUGUACAGAUCUCUCAAACAGGUCGGGUCCUAUCAUCGUACAAGUUAGAUAUGUAUUAUCCACGCAGUGUCUGUGUUUCAAAGGAUAAAUCAGUACUUGCUGUUUCAAAUUCCGCUGUAGGUCAAAGAAGUUUAAAGACUUUCAAAAUUACAAAUUAA
This is a messenger RNA of Mercenaria mercenaria, 1752 nucleotides long. RefSeq lists its product as uncharacterized. The coding region runs from base 1 to 1752 and encodes 583 amino acids. Gene Ontology annotation, molecular function: zinc ion binding. Lineage: Eukaryota; Metazoa; Mollusca; Bivalvia; Venerida; Veneridae. The record is from RefSeq and is a predicted model, not a curated record. The transcript has a single exon.